This is a messenger RNA of Dibothriocephalus latus, 195 nucleotides long. NCBI's taxonomy places the organism in Eukaryota, Metazoa, Platyhelminthes, Cestoda, Diphyllobothriidea, Diphyllobothriidae. The record is from the annotation of a GenBank genome assembly.
AUGACCGCGUGCUCCUCCAAUUCGCCAAAUCUUGAAUGUUUUUCCACAGGUCUAUCAAGUCUAGGCGGUAGCAGCGAAUCCGCCUCUCCCAAUGAUGACUUCUGCUCCGAGGGCUAUCUAGUUCUCACCUUCAAUAAAGGCAAGGACGCAAAAGUGAAAACAGCAGCCUUUGCUGAUGUGUCAGAAUUAGGGUAA